Molecule: messenger RNA, 923 nt
Organism: Sabethes cyaneus
Lineage: Eukaryota; Metazoa; Arthropoda; Insecta; Diptera; Culicidae
Product: alpha-ketoglutarate-dependent dioxygenase alkB homolog 7, mitochondrial
Exons: 2
Coding region: 87-866 (259 amino acids)
Biological process (GO): fatty acid metabolic process; DNA damage response
Cellular component (GO): mitochondrial matrix
Source: RefSeq, a predicted model, not a curated record
CAACAAGCAUAGCUUACUGAGAUUGCUGCAAUUAUGGUUUGUUUUGAUUCUUCUAAAUUAAUUUAAAUCGCAAAUUUAAACUGAUAAUGUUCGGGAAAAUAUUGCAAAAUCGGCUUUUGCUGAAAUUAGCUUUCAAAAAUCGAGCAACCGCGAGUGGCAGUCGGUAUGUUUUCGGAAAGUGUUAUUAUACAACCGAUUUCCGGCCAACGUCUACCACCGCAAAAGAGCACUUGCAACCUAACGUGACCUUUCACGGAGUCUGGCCGGCAGACGAUCAAUGCCGAUUUUUGACCGACAUGACCGUCAUUACGGACUUCAUCACCGAACGGGAGGAGCAAACGAUGCUCGAGGAACUGGAACCGGUGCUGAAACGCAUUCGAUAUGAGUUGGACCAUUGGGACGAUGCGAUUCACGGCUAUCGAGAGACGGAACGGAAGCACUGGUUUCCGGCGAAUCGGUUGAUUCUCGAUCGGGUAAAAGACGUCGCUUUCGAGGGUGAAACUUUACCCUAUGUACAUGUGCUGGACCUGACCAAGGAAGGGGUCAUAAAACCACACGUGGACAGUGUCCGAUUCUGUGGGUCGACAAUCGCGGGAAUCAGUUUGCUUACCGAUUCCGUGAUGAGAUUGGUUCGAACAAAUGACGAGGAGCAAACGAACGAGGAUUAUCGACAAAUUUUUGCUUCCAGUAGGGAGGAUAAAUUUUGGGCAGAUGUACUUCUCUCGCGACGGUCCCUGUACAUUAUGAAAGAUUUUACCCGGUACAAAUUUACCCACGAAAUACUGGUGGGUGACGAGUCAGUUUUCAAAGAUCGCAAGGUGGAAAAAGACCGCCGAGUUUCUAUCAUUUGUAGGAAUGAAGCGUGAUAGUAUUCUUUUUUUUAUCAAACUGUAAAUAAAACUUGUUACGUUCUAUUUUAAACG